Emericellopsis atlantica is the source of this 1023-nucleotide messenger RNA. RefSeq lists its product as uncharacterized. Lineage: Eukaryota; Fungi; Ascomycota; Sordariomycetes; Hypocreales; Bionectriaceae. The record is from RefSeq and is a predicted model, not a curated record. The coding region runs from base 1 to 1023 and encodes 340 amino acids. The transcript is spliced from 2 exons.
AUGGUCGAAACACUUUCAGCAAGAGCCCUCCGCGGCUCCCCAAUCUUACUUCUUCUUCCUUUGAUCAUAUGCGCUUUGGUGACUUUCAUAGGUCCCAUAGGAGAAAUUAUCAGGGUCUUUCGCGAAAAAGGUGCUUUCGCCCGCAAUGGCGUCUCAGUGCCAAUCUACACGUCGUUCUAUGGGAUCAAGGCCCUCGACGCUACGCUUGCCGAUAUAACGCUCGCCUUUGCCCAGUCACAGAUGCAUCCAGCCGAUCCAGCAUCAUACUGGCAAGGAAUGACCUUUGUCAACGAAUACGCCGGGCUCUACGCGAUUAUCCUACUCGAAGGUUGCAGGGAGUUCAUCGUCAACGCACUGCUUGCUCCCCUGUGGUUCUUCGCCUUCUCGCUCUACGCGUAUCUUGUCACCUCCUCACCUGCGAGGGCUGCCAUUUCGGCAUCAGAUGCAGCAACUGUACUCCCGACGCUGAUUCUGGCGUAUUACCCGGCCUCACUUGGGAUGUACUUUCACCGAGACUAUGAAGCGCGGCACUGGUGGAGCUGGGUGUGGCAGCUUUAUCCAAUUUGGGGGGCUGCCGUUUUCUCCAUCAGCGGCCGAUUUCUGAGGCCCAUCAUUAAGCUGCGGACAAAGCAUGUGCUCAGGACCGUGGUUGGGGCUGUUGCGCUCGUCAAUACGUCGUUGUGGUGGUAUACCAUCAGACAUGCUGAUGUCGGGCUAUUCAAGACUUUCGUGCCACAGUCUUUGCUUCAUCUACCCGAGGACCCUGCAUUACCACUAAGGGCAUUGUUUCAGUAUGACCAGAUCGGAUCUUUUGCUGCGGUAAGUAUCUGGCUUUUGGCAGCCAUUGGGGACAUGAGGACGCGUGGAAUGACUGGGGUUUCUUUUGUUGCUUUGCUUCUGGCUGGAGUCGGGCUGACUUUCGUGUUCGGUUGGGGCAACGCGAUACUACUGGGCUGGUUAUGGAGAGAGGAAUUGCUUGCUAUGCACGCGGAGAGCAUGAAGCCAGCGUCGAGAACCCAGUAA